UGCCAGGCCUGUGGGCCAGGAGGGGGGCUCCUGCUGGCGUCCAGGCAGGGACUGUCGCUGGCCUUUCCCUACGCUGUGUCUCCAGGCUGGACUGGCCCUGAACGGCAUGGCGGGGCCCCAAAGUGUCUCCUUGGUGCUGCUGCUUCCUCUGCUGCUGCCGCUGGGGCCAACCUGGCAUGCAGCUGCCCAACGCUGCCCGCAGACCUGCGUCUGCGACAAUUCCAGGCGGCAUGUUGCCUGCCGGCACCAGAACCUCACCGAGGUGCCGGAUGCUAUCCCUGAGCUGACCCAGAGGUUGGACCUCCAGGGCAACAUGCUGAAGGUGAUCCCGCCAGCUGCCUUCCAGAACCUGCCUUACCUGACACAUCUGGACCUGCGGCACUGCCAGGUGGAGCUGGUCGCCGAGGGUGCCUUCCGUGGCCUGGGCCGCCUGCUCCUCCUCAACUUGGCCUCCAACCACGUGAGCGCGCUGCCCCAGGAGGCGCUGGAUGGGUUGGGCUCGCUGCAGCGACUGGAGCUGGAGAGCAACAUGCUGGAGGAGCUGCGGCCGGGCACGUUUGGGGCGCUGGGCGCGCUGGCCACGCUGAACCUGGCCCACAACGCUCUCGUCUACCUGCCCUCCAUGGCCUUCCAGGGCCUGGUGCGCAUGCGUUGGCUGCAGCUAUCCCACAACUGCCCGCGCGCCUGCGUAUGCGCCCCGGAGUCCCGGCAUAGUGGCUGCGAAGGCCAAGGGCUGCGGGCAGUGCCCCGCGGCUUCCCAAAUGACACCCAACUCCUGGACUUGAGGCGGAACCACUUCCCCUUGGUACCCCGAGAGGCCUUCCUGGGCCUGGACCUCCUGGUGUCUCUGCACCUGCAGCACUGUGGCAUCACGGAGCUGGAGGCAGACGCCCUGGCAGGACUCGGCAGCCUGAUCUACCUCUACCUCUCUGAUAACAGGCUGUCAGGCCUCAGCGCUGCCGCCCUGGAAGGGGCCCCCCGCCUUGGCUACCUGUACUGGAGCACAACCGCUUCCUACAGGUGCCAGGGGCUGCCCUGCGCGCCCUGCCCAGCCUCUUCUCCCUGCACCUACAGGACAAUGCUGUGGAACACCUGGUCCCCGGGGAGCUGUCAGGCUUGCAGGCCUUGCGCUGGCUCUACCUAAGUGGGAACCGCAUCACCCAAGUGUCCUCUGGGGCACUGGGCCCAGCCCCAGAGCUGGAGAAGCUGCACCUAGACAGGAACCAGCUGCAAGAGGUGCCCACUAGGGCACUGGAGGGGCUUCCUGCUCUCCUGGAGCUAC
Messenger RNA from Vicugna pacos (alpaca), 1282 nucleotides. The record is from RefSeq and is a predicted model, not a curated record. Lineage: Eukaryota; Metazoa; Chordata; Mammalia; Artiodactyla; Camelidae.